Seriola dumerili (greater amberjack) is the source of this 2381-nucleotide messenger RNA. RefSeq lists its product as uncharacterized. Lineage: Eukaryota; Metazoa; Chordata; Actinopteri; Carangiformes; Carangidae. The record is from RefSeq and is a predicted model, not a curated record. The transcript is spliced from 3 exons. The coding region runs from base 262 to 2028 and encodes 588 amino acids.
UAAGCAAGAUUGUGCCUGCAACACAGACUCACUCUGUCAGAGUACAGCUGAAAUUAAAAGAAGACAGUCAUGGCUGGAGACAAACAGGAGGAAAGAACAAGGAGUGUGUGAGAAAAACUACAAGAGAUUAGCAGCCAGCCUUGGCCACCUUAUCUUCUCCAUCUAUAUACGGAAACCUCUGGAUAAUUUAUAAGCCUCUCCCUCUCACUCUGUGUGAGUGCGUAUGAGAGAGAGGGGGGAUUUGCUGAGCUCACCACCACCAUGCUGUGUCCUGCUACUGUCAGUGCAGCUGCUGCGGCUGUCUGGCUGCUGGCAGUGCUGGGCCGAGGCCUGUCUCUUCCAGCUGAGGACAACUCAGAGUCAGACUUCACCCUCUGCAGUCACUGCUUCUACAGGCAGACACCUCCUCAGGGAGCCUCUGCAGGGCUGCGCCUACUCUGCCACAGAUUGCCCAGGGGACAGGCGUUUGCCACUCUGACCAGACCAACCUGUGACACAGCUGUCUACUCCGCGUUCCAUCUCAGCCAUGGAUGGACAGAGAAAGAGGGGGAAGAGCUUGUGACAGAGGAAGAAGACAACAUUGAAGUGGCAGUACCAGCUCUCCUCAGAGGAGGCGGGGAUCCAUCUCAUCCUGUGUCGCCCAUAGACUCCCCUCUUCAACACUGGGACUCAACAGUCACAACACUGGUUCAGUCAAGCAUCAGUCCCCAGUGUAGCACUUUAGGAGGCGACCUCUACAUCCUGACUGGGGCAGGAGGUCUCGGGGCUGCUGAGGAUGGAGACGAGGAGUGUCAGAUGAAGCCGCUGUGGUCUGCAGUGUGCUGCUCUGUCCCAGGGGCGAAGGAUGGCUUCAGCAUGGGGUUAAUCAGAGAGACAGAAGGAGGGGAGAGGCAAGUGAGCAUGACAGAACUGGAGGAGAUGCUUGGAGUGGGAGACAUGUUCUCUGAAGGCUGUGGAGGAGCAGAUGUGGAAACUGCUGGAGUUGGAGUAGGUCUUCACAGUGAGGGGAACCAAGGAAAUAUAGAAAAGAUGGAUUCAGAUGCUUCUAGUGAAGAAACGGAUGAUAAAGAUGUGGAUUCAGAUGCUCCAAACGAAGAGACGGAUGAUAAAGAUGUGGAUUCAGAUGCUCCAAACGAAGAGACGGAUGAUAAAGAUGUGGAUUCAGAUGCUCCUGGUGAAAAGACGGACAAUAAAGAUGUGGAUCCAGACACUGCUGGUCAAGACAGCGAAGGGAAAACUACUGUUGAUGCCCAGCCAGAGGAAGCUGAUGAAGUAACACGGGAAACUUCAGAAGAUGCGGUGAAAUCAGCGAGCAGCAGUGAAGAGCAGGCUGAUGUGAGGCGUUCAGGAGCUGUCAGGUCAGAAUCUCCUGAGUCUUCAGCUGAAUAUGAGUCUGUGGAUGAAGAACAAAAUUCCACCAGCACUCUGGUCUACAUCCUCUCCACCACCAUGUCCAUUAUUAAAGCUCCACUACGCCCUGUGGUCUCCAAGGUCACACAGUUACCUGGACAGGUGACCUAUGUUCUUCAGGAAGACCUUGGAGUUCUCUCUGCCCUGCCUGGAGAUACCUACUACCUGCUCCACCUCUUGACCUCUGACCUCUUGUCCUGGAUGGGCUCAGCUGCAGAACUGCUGCUGGGUGUCGGGGAAACCUGCUUCUUCAGUGUCUACUACUGCACGUCAUCCAUCCUGGGAGCCCUGAUGAGCAGCUGCCACACUGGGGUCUCUGGCAUGGGGACCCUGGCCUGUGACACAGUGGGGGUAUUUGGUGGUGUGCUAAAUAAUACUUGGUGGGUGACCAAGUUCUUUGGAGAGCGGCUGUGGGAGCAAAGCGAGGGUUAUGUAGAAACGAUGAUGUCAGAGAUGGGGGGUCAGGCCAAAGCUGUAGGUGGAGGGUUGGGUAAGCUGGCAUGGAGAAGUGGAAAUUGCGUGGGUAAUGUGUUUAGGCUGGGUUGGGGGUUAAUUAUUGGGAUGGUGGAUAUGCUCACUGGUGCGAUGAGAGAGGGAUAUGGGCAGGAGUCAGAGUGAAGAAGGAAAGGACCAUACCCCAGAUGAGGCCAUCAGUAACAAACUUUUUCAAAUGUUUUUCUCCAGUUUUGGUUUGUAAAUUUAGAGGUGUGAAAAACAGAAAAACUAUUUGAAGCUGAUGUCAUUUGAUAUGCCUUAGUUGUUAUAGAAGGAUUGCCACAAUCAAAUUUCGUAUUAUGCAGGUCUUACACUUCACUGUGGAAAGCUGGCUGUCCAAAUAAUCUGCUGUAUUUGAGAGCUUCUCCAACAGUGAUUUAAAAAACACUGUCCACACUGUGCUUUUGGAUGUGAUUGUUCAAGACUACUCUUGUAAGAUACUUUGGUUUGUGUGUAAGUUUGAAUAAAAGAGAUUG